Messenger RNA from Mustela lutreola (European mink), 3787 nucleotides. RefSeq lists its product as uncharacterized. Lineage: Eukaryota; Metazoa; Chordata; Mammalia; Carnivora; Mustelidae. The record is from RefSeq and is a predicted model, not a curated record. Bases 2184 to 3593 code for a protein of 469 amino acids. The transcript has 2 exons.
GGCACGGUGGCCCAGGACACUGCACACGGACAGCCGUUCUCGGCCUCCUCCUGGGCCAGCGGGGCGCCCUGCACGGGCCCUGCUCGGCGCGGCGGAGACCAGGCGGGGGCAGCCGCGGGAGAAGCCCGUUAGCCGGUCAGCUGUGAGGAGCACAGGGGAAGUGAGGCGACGAGCGGCGGCGGCCGGGGGAGAGCUCUGGAGCAGACGGCGCCUGUGUGCCCAGUGCUGGGGGCGCCUCCCCCUGGCCCUCCCCCCACCUCCCCCCCACAACACAUGCACCGCUCGCUGGGCGAGGUCGGCUGCAGCCCGGGGCCUGCAGGACUCAAAGGCCCAGCCAAACUGGUGACAGACUCGGUCACGAACUGAGAAGGGAACAGGGGCUCUGGCGGUCCAGACGAGGCCGUUUGCACGGCUGGUGGAGGGGACAAGUCUGACCCCCACCGUGGAUGAGGCUAUCCCGUGGCUGCUGAGACGGGGGAGACUCCGCGCAGGGUCACACCGGGCCAGGGCCCGAUGUCGCUGAGGAGCCUCUCCCAGGGCUCAGCAGAGAGCGAGCAGCUCCAACAGGCUUCCGUCUCGCACUCAGGACCGGGCAUGAAGAGAGGAAGCCAGACCUGGCCGUUGGUCACCCUGGGGGGGCACCAAGAGGCCCCAAGGGGCUGUGGGCAACACGAUUUCCUACACCUGUGGCCAUUUUGUGCCUCGCCAGGUCUUUCUCCUCACCCAAUGGGGACUGGGAUCGGCGGGGAGAUGGACAACAGGAGAGCCCUUCCAGGGCCACCAUCCGGGCUUGUGAGCCACAGCGAGGGCUGCCAUCCUGAGGUCAGGUCUGGCGAGGCCUGUCCUAGCUCCACCGCACACACCGGCUCUGGGGUCCGCCACGCUUUGGUCAGCCCGAGGGCUCCAUCGGGGUCACCGUUGCAGCUGCACGGAACAGGCCAGCCAGGUGGAUGCCAUGUGCCGGCCGCAGAGGAGCAGCGAGGAGGGGAGGCUGGGGGGGCUGGGCCUCACCCGCCGCCGCCCCCACCCCGGCAGCCAACAGUGCGAGGGUCCCGGGUUGGGGGGCUUCUCUCAGGGGUGACGAGCACAUCGUGGACAUCUCAGAGCAGUAAGCUGGGGCAGUGGUCAGAGCCCAGAGGGUCCCUCAGGCCCCGAGCUGGGCCCCGUGGGAAUGUGGCAGGGAGGGGGAGGCGGCAGAUCAGGGUUCUGGAAGCUGGGAGCCCUGUGGCGACGUGGGCACCGGCAGGUAAGAGCAGCGGACUCAGCGCGGGUUCACGCCUGGGAAAGAACGGGAAGGGAGCAACGGGAGCAAGGGAGCGGCAGGAGGAGCCCUGGGGGGGGCGGGGAGUGUCCUGCGAGUUCGCCGCCUGCAGGAGGGCAGGUCUCUGGCCCGGAAGCCCGGCUCACACCGCGCACACCAACCCCCACUGCUAUGACACACGGAGCGGAAUUAACUGCACACGACGUGUGCCCCGAAACCUGCCUGCUGCCCGGAGCGACUCAUAAAGACCCCACCUACCCCCUUCCUGCAGGUCACACAGAUGUCUGAGCUGGCCGUGGCCACUGAGUGCCUCUGGGAACACCACCGCUGCGGGCCGUGUGCUGGGGAGGGGGUCCUCAAUCCUAGCUGUGCGACCCUGAGACUAACACGCCACCUCGGCCACCUCGAGAGGAGCUAGCAACCGUCUUUGUUCUAGCUUCGUUCCAGCGGGCAUGCCUGGCGGGGGCACCCAGACCCCACCCAGGCACCGAGCAGCCCAUCACCGCUGUGGCCACGGGGGAAGACAGGGCACGGAGGAAGGACUCCUAAACUGCAGGGUCUGGGCGCUGGACCGAAACCUCACAAUCCAAGUGGAGCUUCUUUGUGAAGCCUGACCACAGGGGACUCCCACCUCUGAGUGACGUGGGUGGCCCCAAGGGGUGUGGGCACCGGUGGGUGUGGGAGGAGGGGAGGAAGCCCUGGGGACAUGUGUCAGCCCUGGCUGGGCAGAGCACAGCCCGCCGCCCGUGCUGCAGGGAGGAGUGAUGUGAGGCUGCCAUCCUUGGCCAGCCCUGCCCUGGCAGCUGAGUCCCACGGGUGACAGAAGCCUAGUGCAGGGACAGAUGCCCCCGGAGAGAACCGCCCCCACGUUCUGGGGCCUCCCGUGGGGCGCCCUGCUGAAUGGCCAGACACCAGGACGUCGAUGGAACCCGGCUCAGUCAGGUGGCUGUCCAGCCGGCGAGGCCCGGCACGGAGCCCUGAGCCGCUACGUGAGACGUGGACUAGCCUGCUGGGCCGGGAGCGGCACCAGGACACCCGGGACAGAGCGCAGUCUUCGGAGCGUCGCAGCGGAGCCCAGGCCGGACUGCCCGCCCAUGGACCAGCGGGACUGGUGAGCGAGCCAGCCCGGGCGGAGACCCGCUGCACAGGGGACAACUGCCGCGGUUCUGGCCCAGGCCCGCAGUCCGCCCCGUGCACGGCACCGUUCACGGCCGCAAGGACGCAGCGCAGGAGCCGGCGGCACGGCCACCGGAUGCCGGGGGAGCCCACCCUCCUGCCUGAGUCAGUUCUCGGCACCCCAGCCUUCCCACAGCACGAGCUGGGACAGGAUGUCUGUCUGCGCAGCCCCAGCGCGCGGCAACGCGGCUUCCCACCGUUCUCGGGGCACUGCUCCCAGGGGCGUCAGUGCAGAAAGGCCCCUGGAGGACAUCGAAACCCAAAGGGGAUCUCAACCAGCCGUGGCACCGCACCCUCCGCGACGGACAGGCUCUUCAGGUGGCAGAGAUCGACGGACGCCGGGCAACAGCGCGUGGGGGUUCCGCAGGGACGACACCCGCGAGUGAUGGUGUCGGGACACGCGAAGGCCACGGACGUCCCUGGUGGGCACACGUCGCAGAGAACACUGAAAACAAACCUAACCGCCGGGAAGACAUUCCGGAUCGGGAGAGAAACAGACCAACCGAUCCUGCGCUCAGGAGAGCCGUCCUCGGCUGCGUGUCUGGUACACGGACCCCCUGGGCAGCCGAGAUCGGACAGAUGGGAGCACACGAGGCACACGAGGCAAGCACACGAGGUCGCACGUGGCCUGUCACACGUCAGCCCCAAAGCGAAGCCUCCCGCCCUGGACAGCCACCGCGCCCGGCGUCACCCCACAGCCUCGUCUGCAGACGCCAGCAAGCACGAGGCCCUCCUGUCCUCACUGCACACACGUCCACACCCCCCUACGCGCACACAAGCACUCAGAUCUGUGCAGACGGACGGACCCGCGAGGUCAGCGGACGAUACCGAGAGGAACCUCUGCGACACAAGCCCGUGCUUUCCCGCUUCACGACGUCUGCGAUCACGGAUGAAAACUAGGAGGAAGAAGCACCACAAAUCUGCCUCUUUAAGGCUGAAACGGGGUGACGGGGAGGCAGGGCUCCGGGGGCCUCUGAGCUGGAGGUGGGCGAGGCCAGGCAGGGUCCGGCUCCCGCAGGCCUGCUCGCCUCAGCGGCCCCGUCUGCCCUGCAGUGCGCUGGGGCCUGGGGAGGGGGAGGUAAGCAGCCCCCGGGCGGUGGGGUCUAGAGGACAGCCCGAAGCACUAGUGGCCUGCGGCAGCCCCGCCGGCCUCUGAGGGACUAAUAACGUCCGCCCGGGAGCGGCACUGCGCGGACACCUGCGGCCUCACGCGGAGCCGCGCCCGGGGCCGACCCCGCCACGAUCGCACGUGUCUGCAGCCGGAGACGCGGACGGGGACGGGGGCUCGGCCGCUGGGCUGCUCCGGACCGCGGCCCGCGCCUGCCACUCCCGCCCGGCAGCGGGCGGCCC